UUUCAAUGCAAAACUGUUCCGUCUACGGUUAAUCAAGUAAUACUAUGGCGAUGCCAAAUAAACCUCUAAAAGGUACCCCUGAAUUCCAAGCUUUAAAAGCAUGCCAUAUGAAUCUGAUCUAUACCAUACCUACUGAUGAUGUACUCCAUCAAUUAUUUGAAAAAGGCGUUAUACCGGUUGAUUUAUUAGUUGGACAGGGUGUAGCAGUACCUUUCGAGAGGGCUAAAAAUGAAAAAUUACUCUUGCAGAUUUACUCUGGUACUUUAGGAGAUUUUUACACAUUUUUAAGUGUAUUGUGUAGUAAAAACUGUGUUAACAAACAGCCAAGUAUUCGCUUAAAAGAAGAGCUACUUAAAAGAGGAAUCGAUGUGGAAAAAAGCAGAACAGAUCCAUAUAAAGAGAUGAGGGUGGAACCCUCUGAAGUUUAUGUGUGGGGAAGUAAACGGAAUUUACUCUUGGCGGCAGAUGAAAAGAAUCCGCUCGAACCUGAUAAAAGUAAGCUACUAGAAAAUCUGGAUCCAUCUGAUAUCGCUUGUGGAUAUGACUCCUUGUUUGUUGUUUCGAGAAAUGGUGGCAUUUUUGCUUGUGGUAAAGGGCAUAUGGGCUGUCUUGGUUUAGGAAACUGCGAUGAUGUUAAUGUACCUAGACAGAUUCCCCAACUUUUACCAGUGAUGGUAACCACGGUCGCUAUUCAUCCAGGUGGUAGACAUGCAAUGGCUCUAACAGCCGAAGGUAAAGUUUAUUCGUGGGGUUGCGGUGAUCGCGGUCAACUCGGCCAUGGAAAUACGCUAGGAUAUCUGGACCCUACAUUGAUUGAUGAGUUAAAAUCAAAGGAAGUUACGAAAAUUGCCUGUGGAGCAAUGCAUAGUAUAGCCGUACUAUCGGAUGGUAAAAUAUUUAGUUGGGGAGAUGGUUCAAACGGAGCAUUAGGUCAUGGGAAUAACCUGGCGCAACUACUACCGAAAAAGAUAAUGUCGUUAAACGGCAAGCAUAUCAUGGCUGUUGCUUGCGGAGAAUGUUAUACUAUCGCGGUAGCUGGUGAUGAUGUUUGGUCAUGGGGCCUUGGUGGCAAUGGCGAAUUAGGCUAUGGAGUCGAAAUGCCAUCAUACUAUAUGCCUACAAAAAUUGAAGCCCUCUUCUUUAAAGGUAUAACAAAUGUUGCUUGCGGCUAUGCAACAUCUUUUGCAGUGAGUGCGAAUGGGAAGGUUUGGGCAUGGGGUUCUGGCGAUCGUUUUAGGCUAGGACUUGGAAAUGAAAAAGUAAUUGUAAAGCCUAGGGAAAUUCAAGGUGAUUUAAAGGGUAAAAAAAUCAAAAGAGUAGUGGCUAGCUUGUUCCAUGCGUUGGCUAUAGAUGAAAAUGGACAGGUUUACAUUUGGGGUAGUCAAGAAAUUGGGCCGGUAGGAAAUGAUGAAGAUGCGAAGCAACAGCAGUGCAUGUUGAGCUAUGCAGCGACUGCUAGUGUAAUAUUUUUUACCAGAGAUGAUAAGGAAAAGCAUUAUCAUGUAGCUGUUAGAAUUCCCAGCAAGAGAUAUUUAUUAUACAGCCUAUCGGAUGCUUCAGCACUCAGGCUAGCCCAGAUAGAGCUAUAG
Trichoplax adhaerens is the source of this 1589-nucleotide messenger RNA. RefSeq lists its product as uncharacterized. Gene Ontology annotation, cellular component: cytoplasm. Gene Ontology annotation, molecular function: guanyl-nucleotide exchange factor activity. The record is from RefSeq and is a predicted model, not a curated record. Bases 45 to 1589 code for a protein of 514 amino acids. Lineage: Eukaryota; Metazoa; Placozoa; Uniplacotomia; Trichoplacea; Trichoplacidae. The transcript has 9 exons.